GCGACGGGAGUACGGGAUGCGUACCUUUCGCCUAAAAAUCGUCGUCUCGCGACGAUAAGAAUCGACGAUCGGCGUACCAGCACCGAAUCCUCGAAUAAAGCGGAGAUUUUGUUGGUGUUCCCGUAGGAGAACACGGUCACGAUCUGGCGUUCCGAGAUGUUACUUUCGAGCGCCUGGUUCGAGGUAAUCGCAGCAACGCUUUUGACGAUAUUGAUCUUCGCGACUAGUUAUCGGCCGGCUUGGUGGUUCUGGAUUGGAGCGUCUCAGAGGAGCAACGCUCCGGCCGAAGGGAAGCAGCAAGAUAGAAAGUUUCGAACGGUAUCCGACGUCCCAGGACCGUACCCUUUGCCCAUUCUUGGAACCAGGUGGAUAUUCUCUCGCAUCGGAUCCUACAAAUUGACCGGCGUUCACGACGCUUACAAAGAUUUGAAUCAACGAUACGGACCGUUGUGUAAGGAAGAAGCAUUAUGGAACUUUCCCGUCAUCUCUGUCUUCUCCCGUCGGGAUAUCGAGGCUGUACUCCGACGAAGUUCCAGAUAUCCUCUUCGCCCUCCGCAGGAGGUCAUAUCCCACUAUCGGCGAACUCGUCGAGAUCGUUACACGAAUCUCGGUUUGGUCAACGAACAGGGGCAAACGUGGCACGAUCUUCGGACAGCUCUUACAUCGGAACUAACAGGGGCCAGCACCGUCCUUGGCUUCUUCCCGGCUUUGAACGUCGUCGCUGAUUCGUUCGUCGAGUUGAUUCGUCGACGAAGAACGGGAUGUAAAGUGGCAGGCUUCGAGGAACUUGCCUACAAAAUGGGACUCGAAAGUACCUGCACUUUGAUCUUGGGUCGACACCUCGGUUUUCUAAAGCCAGAUUCUAGCAGCCAAAUCGCAACCAGAUUAGCGGAAGCGGUCAGGGUCCACUUUACGGCCUCGCGCGACGUUUUUUACGGAUUGCCGCUGUGGAAGUUGUUACCAACCUCCGCGUACAAACAGCUGAUAGAGAGCGAGGAUGCUAUAUACAACAUCAUUUCGGGAAUCGUCGAAACCACUAUAUGGGAGAAGCGAGACGACGCUAAAGACGAGUCCGUCGAGGCUGUCUUUCAAUCAAUUCUAAAGCAGAAGAGUCUCGAUAUACGAGACAAGAAGGCAGCUAUCGUCGAUUUUAUAGCGGCUGGCAUACACACUCUAGGAAACACUCUGGUAUUUCUGUUCGAUUUGAUCGGACGUAAUCCAAGGGUGCAAGAGAAACUUUACGAAGAGGCGUACUCGUUGGCACCGGCUGGUUGCGAUUUGACAACCGACGAUUUGAAACAAGCCAAAUACCUACGAGCAUGUAUCACCGAAUCAUUCCGAAUGAUUCCGACGACAACCUGCAUCGCUCGCAUCUUGGACGAACCCAUUGAGCUGACCGGUUAUCAUCUUACCACAGGAACCGUGGUCCUUUUACACACUUGGAUAGCAGGUUUGAACGAAGAGAAUUUCAAGAAUGCCGGAGAAUAUUUCCCCGAGAGGUGGUUAACGCCCGUUGGUGCGCAUUCGCCGUUAUUGGUUGCACCAUUCGGAGCUGGGAGAAGGAUAUGCCCGGGUAAGCGGUUCGUGGAACUCGCGCUGCAGCUUAUUUUGGCAAAGAUUGUACGGGAAUUCGAGAUCGUCGUGGACGAAGAGCUUGCUUUGCAAUUUGAAUUUAUUCUCGCGCCGAAAAGCCCGGUCUAUCUUGGCUUCCGCGAUCGUCCGCAGAAGACGUAGCCAAUUCUCCCUCCUUAUUUUUCUACUUUUCUACCCCCUGUCCGAAACAUCUCCAUUCGGAAUACUUAUCACGUAGUAUUUAUAUUUAAUCGCGUCCGCGCGACCUUUCUUUUUACGUGCUUUUUUGUAUCGCGAACGUUACAAAAAUAAGUAAACGGUAAAACAUUUGAUUUGGAUCGACGAUAUAAGAUCCAUGUAAAUAAAAUGAAUG
Habropoda laboriosa is the source of this 1945-nucleotide messenger RNA. RefSeq names its product ecdysone 20-monooxygenase (gene shd). NCBI's taxonomy places the organism in Eukaryota, Metazoa, Arthropoda, Insecta, Hymenoptera, Apidae. The record is from RefSeq and is a predicted model, not a curated record. Gene Ontology annotation, molecular function: heme binding; oxidoreductase activity, acting on paired donors, with incorporation or reduction of molecular oxygen; iron ion binding. The coding region runs from base 157 to 1734 and encodes 525 amino acids. The transcript is spliced from 10 exons.